Messenger RNA from Tribolium madens (black flour beetle), 4026 nucleotides. RefSeq lists its product as uncharacterized. Lineage: Eukaryota; Metazoa; Arthropoda; Insecta; Coleoptera; Tenebrionidae. The record is from RefSeq and is a predicted model, not a curated record. The transcript is spliced from 7 exons. Bases 168 to 3896 code for a protein of 1242 amino acids.
GUAAUUGAGAGUAAUAAACAUAAACGUCACUUCACGAAGAAUGUCUCGAAAAAAUAAAAUGUUUUAAUUUGACCUAAAUUUGUUAAAAUUGAAUUCGUCUGUGGAAUCCCAGGUUCCCAAUUUGCAGACAAGUGAUUUAGUUAAGAAGUGUUUAGUGAAUUGUGAUAAUGGAACCCAUCGCACCGGGCACCGAGGGUGAUCCUCCUGUUAAUUUUUCAGCAUCGACGAAACAGGAGAAAGAACGUGAACGUUUACUAAACGUCAAAGCAGUUCUCCCAAACGGAAAUUAUGGAAAUGUUUUCGAAUUUAAAUAUAUCAACGGGACUGAACAUUGGUAUUGCAAUGCUUGCGCCUGUCCAGUCAUGGGAUGGGUUUUUCACCAUGAAACUGGAAAACGCCAUUCCAUGGCUCUUGGGAACCAAAAUCCAGAUAGGUUUCCUUCAUUACAAGACGUGGAGGAAGUGCCCACCAUCCAGAUAGCGCCAGGAGAACCAGUUCCUCCAGGAUUUGAAGGAGAAAUUGAGAAAGUCGCUCUUAUUCAAGAACGUCUGGAUGUUUUUAAUGUUGGCCCUUUAGUGGCUCUGGAAUAUCUCUUAGAAUUGCGCGACUACGAUUCAACAAAGGAACCGACUUAUUUGUGUAUUUUGUGUGAUAAAAAAGGCGAUCCGAGGACCGUUUUAACACACCUUGCGAGUUACAAGCACAUAUUACAGUAUUUGCAAAAACACUUUCCAACUUGUUACCGAGCUUUAGCUCCUUAUAUGACUAAACAAUAUAAAAGAAACUGGCAAAUAGCUUUACAUGAAAUUGCUGAAGCAAUUGAAAAGAAAUUUGGGCGUUUGAAACCGUUACCAGUCGAAGCUGAUAAAUACGAGAAAGAUCCCGUCCAUUAUUUAGAAUUAAUAGCCAAAGGCCGUCAUUUUUCUGAAUUGUCGGGUCAUACGUUUGAAGAGUUAGUCAAUAAAGAUGAAUUGACAAGAGUUCAUGAUGACGAGACCGAUAAAUUUUCUUAUAAUAAAGCAAAUUUGCCUCAGACAAGCCAGAAGAAGAAAAGUCCCUCACCUCCUGUGGUCGCCAAUCCGAUUAAAAAGAUCCGAAUUGCGAAUCCGCCUCCAGCAGCUGCCGGAAGUCGUCGUAGGUCACUUUCUAGCGUUUCAAGCGUGUCGAGUAGUGAUCUUAGUGACUAUGAUGAUCCUAAAAAACGUUCUUAUAGUCGAAGGACAAGAUCGAAAUCGCCCCCACACCGAAAUCGGAGCCGUAGUCCGUACAGUCGGAGAUAUGAAAGGAGGUCUCCACCGCGGAAAGAAGUCUAUUAUAGAAGGGACGACCGGAAUGAGCGACUUAUGCCAUGGGAAAAACCGAAUUAUCGGCGACCCAAAACCGAAAAUCCGCCUGUUAAAAAUAAAGUCGAUAAAAUGGAUGAGUUUAAAAAAUUGUGUAAGGCUAUAGAUAAUGACAUGGAGCGGGUUUUGAAGAAUCAUAAGAAGAAUCCAGAGAAGCAUCCUCAGUAUAAUGAUGAGUGGAAAAAAUUCUGGAAUAAUAGAUAUAAGGAGCUUCAAGCUGAGGGUAAGGAUGUCUCGACUCAUGACUUUAAACCUGAAUGGAUCGACUUUUGGAACAAACGCAUGAUCGAGCUCCACCACGAAGAAGUCAAGUUGAAGAAAGAUGCUUUGAGGAAACGCCUAGGUCUUCCCGAAGAACCCUCACCCAUCUGUUUCAAAAUCAUGGGAAAGAAGAAAUUCGAGCCGAACAAGAAUAGUCCGAUGAGUAACAAACCAGUGCCACCUUCAGCAUUACCUGAUAAUGAUCCUGAGGUUAUAGUUAUUGAUGACAGAGACGAUGAGAGUAAGAGUUCGCGACGAUCGCAUAGUCCAUGGGAGGAGGAACCUGUGAGGAGUAGUUCUCGAAUAUCACGUGACAAAAGUCGGGACGGUUCCAGGGAUAGGAGUCGUGAAAGGAUUGAACGGACGUCACGCGAACGUUCGGUGCGAAGCCCACGACGUGAUAAAUACAGCAGAAGUCCCAGAGACAGGUCACGAGAGAGAAGUUGGGAUAGGGAUUACAAAAUCAAGGAUUAUAGGAGGGAACGGAUUAGGAUCGUCAGCGAAUUGCCGUGGGAACGAGACCGCAAAUCUUACAGGAAUGAAAUUCCUAGUUAUUACAAACCACCAGCUGUCAUGCGUGAUGUUACAAGAGAACCGGUUUUGACUCCUCCCCCUGUUGCGCCGGUCACCGAAGAGGAGGAUGACGGGGAAAUUAAUAUCGUGGCUGUUUUACGACUUUUAACAGCUCUUGAAGAGAAAUUAGGAUCACUAGGACCUAAAGUUAUCGAUUUAUUAGCGCAAGCACUUGCUAUGGAAAAGAACGAAGCCAAUAGUUCGGAAAACUUGCUCGAUAAUGAGAUUAAUUGUGUGAUGUUUGAAACGGUUAAAGAGAAAUUGAAAGGUCAGCUAUUGGCCGGUUUGGUCGAACCAAUUCAAGAGAAAGCGUUCAAAAAUGCGAUCAAGAAAACCGCGAGUUUGAUACAUCUCGCCGGCGAACGCAAAAAGGAAAAAGAAAAGAAUCAACCGAAAGUUGAUCCUGUCAAAGUCCCCGGAGUUGGGACUGUUGAUAAGGCUGCAAUUGCGAGACAAAUCGCUAAUGCUUUAGUUUUGCAAGGCAAGACUGAUGUGACUCAAGCUGAGCUUGAACAGUUAAUAAAUGCAGUAGUUGGAAUGGCGGAAGCGUCCAGAAAUUCAAAUAAACCGAUUACAACUGCCUCAUUCCUGGAACAAAUUACAAAAGCUGGAAGCUCGAAAGAGAAAACACCACCGAAAGAAGUUAAACCUUCUGUUCCGGCUGUAACCGAACGCGUGACGAAAAGUCCCGAAAAAAUGACCAAUAAAGACAUGGAAGGAUUGUCCGAUUCUGAUUUGCAGACCCUUCUCCAGAAUUUCAAAGAUCUCUCGACGGAAGAACAGCACAGUUUGAUCAACUAUUUGAAGAAAUUAGAAGCCCGUGAACCGGAUCGAGUCGAGCGGUUACGAAAGUUCGUAAAUCUGGGUGGCCAAUCUCGUGAAAAGCCCGAAGAGAAGAAAACGGGUCGGGAAAGUCCGUUUUCAAAUCGCAUGGGAAGCGUCAAUCCCAGUGUCGAGGAAAAUCGGUUCGAAUCUGAAAUUGAAGAACCGAAGAAAUUUGAAGAGACGCGCCCCAAACUCCCGAUUGAUUCCGAUGAGGAAGAUUACACUUUCGAGGAUGUGGUCAAAGCGGCCUCAAAGAAUGUCAAAGAAAAAGAAUUGGAGAAAGAGCGGGAGAUAGUCGAGGAAAGUAUGAAGUUUGAAUCGAAGAAAGAGGAUUUGAAUCUGGAUGAUACUAAAGCCAUAAUUUCGAACAUUAUGAGUAAUAUUAACAAGAGUGAUGUCGCUCAAGGUAAUCUUUUGGGAUUGGGAUUGGGUAGUGGUCAAGGUUUAUCAGUGAGUUCGGCCGAUUUUGCUAAAACUUUAAAUAGUAUUCCGGUGAAUAUGGCCAGUCUUGCCAACAUUGUCGGUAGCGUACAAAGUAUGACAAAGGCCAGUAUGGCGCCAUCUGUAAAUCCGCCAAUGAAUGUUCCCAAGAGUUUUGAACCGGUGCAAAGUAACAACUUUGGUGGGUAUGGGGGCCCGCAGGAAAGACAGUUUCAGGGUCAGGGAUAUCAAAAUAGACCUAACAUGCCAUUUGGAGUGAAUUAUCCCCAAAAUCCAUAUCAGGCACGGCCAAAUGUUGCUUAUCCGAUUGAUAAAAAUAAGGUGGCUUAUCCUAAUUACGCCAUUUAUGGUCAAGGAAACCCACAAGGACCCCCUCAAAGGCCGAAUCAGCCCAGCUUUGGUAAUAACCAGUUCGGUAAUAAUGUUAAUAGAAAUAAUUAUAACAGAUGGUAGAUUAAGAGUUUAUAUCAUCUUAAUGUAAGGCUUUUUUAUGUUAAUUUAUGUGUAAGCAAUAGUUAUGAAGAUACAUUCGCGCAGAAAUUAUGAAUAAAUGAUUUUACUUAAAAUUUGCAAGUCUUGAUUA